Daphnia pulicaria is the source of this 1326-nucleotide messenger RNA. Its product is annotated as chymotrypsinogen A-like. The transcript has 9 exons. Gene Ontology annotation, molecular function: serine-type endopeptidase activity. NCBI's taxonomy places the organism in Eukaryota, Metazoa, Arthropoda, Branchiopoda, Diplostraca, Daphniidae. The coding region runs from base 121 to 1320 and encodes 399 amino acids. The record is from RefSeq and is a predicted model, not a curated record. Gene Ontology annotation, biological process: proteolysis.
ACGAGGGAGGUGCUUCUUGAGCGUCCGCAAUCGCCCAAUAAAAGGGAAGCCCAGCUCAGAAGUCAAUCACAAGCUUCUUCGGCGCUGAAACAACACAAUCAUCUGCAAGAACCAAGGAGAAUGAUGGGUCAACAAAAAUAUUUGUCAAAAAUCAUCUUCUUCUUUGUGGUGGUGACUCUACUGAGCUGCUGCAACCCUGUCGCCAGUUUCUUCCUUCCCAAAGUCACUCGCACCAAUGACGCCGUCAUCAUCGAUUUUGAGGGCUCGGGUUACGCUGGUCCCAUCCAAAAGAAGAACGUCUACGAAGAAAUUGCCAAUCCAGCCUUGGCUCCUCCUCAGCCAUUUUUCCAUCCUUACGCCAUGAUGUUCCAGAAACAACAGCAGCAGCAGCACCCGAUGAUUUACUACGGUUGGCCUUACUUUUUCAGCCAGCCCAGUCCUAAUGUUCGUGCAGCAGCUCCUGCUCUUCCGGCAUCCACCAGACAGGAUGCCGAAGAAGAAGAGGUAGACGAGAAUGGCGUCAAACAAGCGCCGGUAACAAAUGCGACUUGCGGCCGUGGACCCAUGAGAUUCCCUGGAGAUCACCACCACCACCACGACCGUACCGCCAUUAGCGAAAGGAUCGCUGGCGGAGAAGAUGCCAAAAAGAAUGCCUGGAAGUUCGUGGUCAACUUGAAAAAUAGCGCGGGUACCUACUUUUGCUCCGGAACUUUGAUUAGCGACUCUAAAGUUCUACUGGCGGCCCAGUGUCUUGAACAAUUGUCUUUGUUGGACAUGUCGGGCGUGACCGUCUUGAUUGGGCAGACGAGCCUGACAAGCGUCCAAAUGACGAGGAGGAUCAACAAAGUCGUCCUGCACAGCCAAUACAAUGCUGCCAACUACGCCAACGAUAUCGCCAUCUUGACACUGGACUCGCCCGUCAUCGUUUCCAGGAGUGUUUCACCUGUUUGUUUGCCACCGGCAAGCGCCGACUCGGAUCAAUACGCCGACAAACGUGCCAUUCUGUUGGGAUGGGGAUCGUCUGCUGUGACAGCACCAAACAGCGCUCUUCAACAAGGCAAGGUUGACAUGUUGCCCACCGCCGAGUGCAAGUCGGACGCGGACAUUGGGCGAUUCGUUACAGAUUCAAACAUCUGCGUUAGUCCCACUGACGAAGUAUACAGUUGCAUCGGUGAUGUCGGCGGUCCAGUUGUUAUCUUAACGGGGCGAGGAACUUGGACUCAAAUCGGAAUCAACAGCUACACCAAAGAUUGCGGAACUGUUGGCCUUAAGACAAGAGUGUCAGCAUACAGGGCCUGGAUUGAUUUGUACAUGCAGUAAAAAACA